Caenorhabditis remanei is the source of this 732-nucleotide messenger RNA. RefSeq lists its product as uncharacterized. The transcript is spliced from 3 exons. NCBI's taxonomy places the organism in Eukaryota, Metazoa, Nematoda, Chromadorea, Rhabditida, Rhabditidae. Bases 1 to 732 code for a protein of 243 amino acids. The record is from RefSeq and is a predicted model, not a curated record.
AUGGCUUACGCUCUGGAGGACAUGCAUAUUACUCGGAACGAGACAAAAGUUGAAUUUCAAACUAAAGUUGGAAAAUUCGAGUUGUUCAGUUUCUGGGAGGACUCAUUCAUUAAAACUGUUCAGUGGUUCUCCAAAUUUCCUGAAUUCACGGAACUUGAUAUGGAAGUGAAGCUGGAUAUUCUAAAAUCAUCCUGGUUGAUAUGGAUUCGAUUAGAUAAGCAAGCUCACACAGCAAAUCUUCAGAGGAAACAGUUACUGGGUGCAAAUGUGUAUAUGACUGGAGAAGGAAGGUGCAUGAAUUUGAAGAAUUUCGAUGUUGACCUGUCUUUUGCAACCAACUACUCUAUGGAUCAAAUUCGGUCACUAAUGAACGUAGACGUGGACACUACUUGGAAGCCCUCUGUCGACGCUUUGAUCAAACUGGAUCCAACGAAUGUGGAGCUUAAUUUUAUGCUCAUCCAGCUCUGUCUGAACUACGCCCAGAAAAAAUUCCCGGGAAAAACACGAGAAGCAAUUGAGAAACUUCUUCAAAUUCAAGCGGACAAUCUGCAUGAUUAUUAUGUGAAAACCAUGAAAACACCCAAUUAUUCUGGCCGACUAACGAAAAUGAUGAAAAUCAUUCAGUUCAUCGAAGCGGAUGUGAGGCGACAACAAGAGAGAUUCUACCUUGCCAAAGUUUUCGAUAUUUUUACUGUUGAUUUUUCCCAUCCAGAAAUGGUUGAAAUGUUCUGA